Molecule: messenger RNA, 1825 nt
Organism: Haliotis rubra (blacklip abalone)
Lineage: Eukaryota; Metazoa; Mollusca; Gastropoda; Lepetellida; Haliotidae
Product: zinc finger protein 92-like
Exons: 2
Coding region: 64-1737 (557 amino acids)
Cellular component (GO): nucleus
Source: RefSeq, a predicted model, not a curated record
AGUUCAAACAAGGCUGAUGGAGCUGGCCAUAUCUCACCAAAAGUAUCUCCCUCAUUCAGCUGCAUGAUCUGUGAGAGGACAUUUCAUAAAAAGGUGAGCCUGGAGAAUCAUAAGCGUUCAUGUUGGAAUGAAUCAACAAUGUCAAAACCCAAUUGCCAUGCUAUUGAUAGUUUAAUUACAGACAACAAAGAUGGUAAAUCUAGCAAAAGCAAUCGUUUGUAUCAAACUGAGGGAGUCAAGGCAGGAGUAAACAAGAAUAAACUCCUUCAAAAGAGUCAGGAAGAGACACUAACUGGAAGCAUUCAGCAGCACUUGGUGACAAAGAGGAAAAGGCAGGAAGCCACCAAACCUGACAAGAAAUUGCAUGUAGUUGAAGAGAUAUGGAUACACAAACAACCUGGAAGACCUUCAGAAAAGGUGAAGUCUAAUCGUGUCUUUGUGAAGGAAUCAGAUAAUGACAAUAAACUUCAUUGUUUGGAUUCUGAAAAGCUCUCUGCGAUAAUUGAUGAAGCAGAGCUUAAGUGUCAGAAAUGUGGACAAGAAUUCACCAGUGUGUCUAAUCUCCGUCGGCAUGCUAUUAGACACCUUGGUUGGAAAAGAUUCAAGUGCAAAUUGUGUCGCUUCAGCAGUUAUAACAAAUCUGAGUGCAAUACACACAUCAUGAGAACACAUUCUGAAAAAUAUCGUCUUUCAUCAGUAGAGAGCCUCAUUGUUGACCUCAAUAGGGAAACCUCAAGAAUUCAGACUCAACCAAAAUUGCAUUCCUUAAAUGAGAAACAGACAAUAGAUAAACAACUUACUGAUGCUACCCAAACUAAGAAAACCAAACAAGAUAAGUCAAAAGAGAAGGAUCCUGAUCCUGCUCGGAAGUUCAAUAUUUCCACCCGUAACUCACCUCGCAAUUUUGACACAAGGCCAUAUCAGAAAUGCGACAAUAUGACAACUCUUUUCACUCGUAAAGGUUACUAUCCCAAACCCUACCUGCAUAUUGAAGGUAAAGACAAUGAUCAAGGGGAAUCACAAAGAGAAGACAGUGACAAAGAUACAUCCGAAGGUAGCAAAUGUAUGGGUUACAGUAUGCGGUCAUCUCGAUUCACAUCAAAGCAGUCUGAGAUGGAGACAGAAGGAAUCAACAUAAAUAGCAACAGAGAAUCUUCAGCUUCUCAGCAGCACUCAGUUAUGGAAUGUAGUGAAAAUGAAGCAGUUGCAAUAAAAUCAGACUCUGAAUCUUUUGAAGCAUUGAAUGAAAAUUGUGAGAAAGUGUUUGUUUCCAAAGGAAGGAGAAAAGUCCCUUUGGAUUCAAACUUUUCUUGUUCUCAUUCCAGGCGUGAAAAAUCAUGUGCGAAGUCAAACUUCCAACACGAACAAAGGAAAACAUCUGCACCAGAUAUGAAAAGUCAAGAUUUCUUGGCUCCAUGGCCAAGAGCUUCUGAACCUAUGUCAGUUAAAGAAAUGUUUGCUUUGAUAAGAAGGUCACCAAGAGCUGGCACUGGUAGGAGGAAGAGCACUGGGGAUAUUACAAUUUGUCAAGCACCAGACACCAAUUACUCAGAGGAUGUUAAUAAUGUAGGUGUUCAGUCAGUAGCCACUGCCAGGUCAUCUAAAGUGAUGGAUGGGAAAGUUAAAUUGAGUGCUACUUUAGCAAGGAAGAGUUCACCAGGAUGUAGGUCAGUGCCACUUAAUCAAAGAACAAGUCGUCCUGGAGUUGACUGGUCUCAGAAUAGUGAAGAGAAAUAGUGAAAAUCUUCUAUCAUGGUAUGAAGGCUUACUGUCAAUUGUUGAAGCUUUGAUCAAGAAUAUGUAGAAAAUAAAGAUUUAUUUCACA